This is a messenger RNA of Dendronephthya gigantea, 3707 nucleotides long. Its product is annotated as E3 ubiquitin-protein ligase RNF123-like. Gene Ontology annotation, molecular function: protein binding; ubiquitin-protein transferase activity. The transcript is spliced from 34 exons. Lineage: Eukaryota; Metazoa; Cnidaria; Anthozoa; Malacalcyonacea; Nephtheidae. The record is from RefSeq and is a predicted model, not a curated record. The coding region runs from base 77 to 3571 and encodes 1164 amino acids. Gene Ontology annotation, cellular component: cytoplasm.
GCCAAUGCCCGAUGUUUACAUAUUUUUUAAAAAAACACGAAGAAAAUUAUUGUGAUUUUAUUUUCCCUCUUAUUCCAUGGAAGUUAACAAUUUUUUGGCAUCUGUUUUCUGUUCUAAAGGCUGUGAAUCCACGGCAACUCCAAGAAAUUUUCUGGAAUUUGGCAACCUGCAAGAACAUUUGGAGAAAAUUCUUGCUGAACACAACAAUGAAAGUAAACCAGAAUAUACCGAGCAAGAACGAGCUUUAUCAGAUGGUAGGAUUGGUCCAGAGAUUGUCAAAAUUGACACAAGUGGUCGCUGUGGAAAUAUGGAUAUAUCAGAAAAUUUAGAGCUUGACAGUCAGAGCAAUUUCAGCAGUUUGAGAGCCAAUAUAUGUAUUUGUCGAGGAAAAUGGAUGUUUGAAGUUCUACUUGGAACACGAGGUAUAAUGCAGCUUGGUUGGGCAACAGUCAAUUGUCAGUUUACUAAUGAGGAGGGUGUUGGUGACACUGCUGAUUCAUACGCUUAUGAUGGUCACCGUGUGAGGAAAUGGAACUUGAGUGCAUCUGCUUAUGGAGAAGAGUGGAUGGCAGGGGAUGUGAUUGGAUGUACGUUUGACCUGGAUAAUGGGGAGAUUUCAUAUUAUAGGAAUGGUGUCAAUAUGGGUGUAGCGUACACAGAUGUACCUCGUGGUGCUGGGAUAGCGUAUUUCCCAGCUGCUAGCUUGUCUUAUUGUGAAUCAUGUCAACUGAAUUUUGGUGCUACACCAUUUAUAUUCCCUAUUGAAGGUUUCAAACCAUUGCAAGACCCACCCAGUGUGGAAUUAGCACAAGCUAAAGAGUUGCUGGAAUUUCUGGAGCGUCUGUUACCUGGACCUGAGCGCAUCCCUCGAAUGCCAUCCAGUUUAAGUGGCAGAGCAGCAACACUGGCAUUAUUGACUAGUUCACAUGUCUUCGAGAAACUUGCCCCACUGUUGACGAGGUCAUACGUGGUGGAGGCGGCUCUUAUUCCCUUCUUGUUAAACUCGUGUUCAAAAACCGUUCACCCCACUGAGAUUCAUCCUGGUGUGAAGAAAAUGCUAGACUUAAUGUGUGCUUGCAUGGAAGACUUUGAAAUUCAGCCAUGUUUGAAACAUUUGUUUUAUGGUCUUCUAAAAGCAUACUGGCAUCGUCCUGUCCUCGCAGAUUUUAAAACACAGACUGCCUCGUUGUCGUUGAUGCUUUCCACCCUUCAUCACGAACAAACCAGAAAGUUAUGGCUCAACAUGAAAUCAUUUCCGCAGAAAUUCGGUUACUUCAUGCAUAUCCGACCUCCUGAUGAUGCUGUGUUGGUCGAAUUAUUUCCUGUUGUUUUGUACGAGGAAAAAGACACAUCAACAGUGAACAGUGAUGAAGAAAGAGAGAAUCAUAAGAAGCAUUGUGAAAAACUUCGUACAAAGAUAAAGGUUUUGGAGAAUAUCCAUGUUGAAAUGUGCAAAAUUCUGUUGGAAGACGAGCGGGAAGAAGGUUGUCCCUCAACCAGAUCUGCUUUCCUGGAGAAAUUUAGAAAAUAUUUACAGGAAAAUAUGUUCAUUGCUCUUAGUUCUCAUCCGCCAAGUUCCUGUUCCGGGCCAGUUUUAACAUGUUUUUUCCAUCGUUAUAUGGAGGCUUUGAGAUGCCAUUGGGAUAAGUGGGCUAAGGAGAAUGGAAACGAACUCACAUCACAGAGUUUGUUUGUUCCAGUGUCUGCUUUCGUGGAUAAAAGCAUCAAUUACUUUGAAUUGUCAAGGAUUGGUGGAAUUACUUCGCACUUAAGGAAAUCGCAUUCAGACAAACUAAAAAAUUCUUGUCCAACUGAGACGAAAGAUGACAUGAAAGCCAGCGGCAGUAGGGGAGCAACAACGUCAUUAGGAUCCAGUUCUGGGAUUGAUAUAUCAUUAAUGGAAGCCGUUGAUACUUUGAUUAUGUUGUAUUUCUUUGGUGUUCAUCGACAGUUUAGCAAGGUACGAAGUGUUCGUGACAACCUGCACCAGAAUAUUAGAGCACUUGAAGAGACGGACAAAAAAAUCAAUAAGUGCCCUAAAGAUAAAUUGGAUGUUCGGGCAGAGCUCGAACGUUCUCGUAAAGUGUUCGCUAAGGAAACGACGAACUGCACACGUCAGAUGGCGUGGGUUCGAUCUCUGAUCUUCACACCUGAAAAACAGGCGGAUGUUUAUUGGAUGCUGAAUAUUGCUCUGAAGACGAUAGAAAAUGCUAAAAAGGACGCAACCAUGUUUGAUUUUGUACCAGAGUUUUAUAUUGAAGCAAUAUGCAGUGGUUAUUCAGCGUUAAGGAAUCUGUUCUCCCCAACCGUGGUAUUCAACGAUCUUCCAGAUUGCGAAGAACUGUUGAAGAAAAUGGCGUCUUUCUUUGCAGAAAACGUGUGUGAAUCAAGUAUUGUUAAUCCAGAUCUUCGUGAUACACUCAUCCAAGGCCUGGUGACAUUUUCUUGUUAUCCUGACUGUCUGAAAGCACUUGAAGAACUGCCUUCGAUAAGUCAAGAACGUGUGGUGAGAACCUUGAUGGGAGCUUACGAGAAAAGAACUUGGGUUCAAACUACAUGGAUUUUGAUACGAUUUUGGAAGGGCUGUGGUUUCGCGUUUAAUUACUCGCUCCAACCAUGGGGUCAUAUGAGUGGAAUAUCAGAUCAUGGCCUACAGCGUGUGAACCUACAACCACCAUGUCCAUCCCCUGUGUACCAGCAUGUUCUAGCUAAGUUAUGCACUGAAGACAAAGCUCUAUCUAAAGGCUUCUUAAAUGGAGUGUUAAAUCAAUUAAACUGGGCAUUUUCAGAAUUUAUUGGAAUGUUGCAACAGAUCCAGUCAUUACCCAACAUUGCUGUGGAAAAUCGUCAGUUGAAAACUUGUAUUGUUUGUUUUGAGCUGACUGUUGGUUUACUCAGGGUACUUGAAAUGGUUUGCACUGUGGCACCUCAGCUGUUUACCGAUUGGGAAAACUUUCCUUCUGCGGAACUUAAUAUUUCUCGACUUUUUCAGUUGGUCACCCAGGCAUUUAAUCGUCUAACAGCGAGUGCGAAUAUAUUUGAAAAUGUUUCGCGUCUUCAUCUUCCAGGGUUUGAUUGUGUUGAUCGAUUUCCAUUGCUCAGCGCUCUCGCUGGUAUUAUGCUUGCUCUUCUCAAGCGCUCAAAACAAGCCAGCAUUGAUUGCGCAUGCUCCAUACUAUUUGCUGAACCAGGCUUCCAGUUUGACUCGUUCAGAUUUUUGUUUGACAGAAAGAGUAAUGGAGGCAAACCAGUUUCUGGUUUUUCUUUCAGUCACUAUAAAGUUGUAAGUGAGGAGGAAUUGCAAGAAUUGGAGGAAUUGAGCAGCAUUUUAUCAACUUAUAAAGAAAAAGUGAAUUUAAAACGACAAUCAUCAAUCGACUCUGGAGAGUUAUGUACAAUUUGCUACGCCAUGCCACAAUCUGCUGUCUUUGUCCCAUGUGGUCAUAAGUCAUGCAGGGCUUGCAUCUCACGUCAUCUUAUGAACAGUAAAAUUUGCUUCUUCUGCAAAGAAACUGUGGAAACGUUUGAAGAUGGUAGCCUGCAGGAGAAAGCAAAAGACAACAAUUCGUGAUUGAGAUACUUCUAUUAAACUUCAGAGAUAUUUAUUAGUAGGAAUAGCUGUAAACUAUCAGCAGUAAUGUGCCCUAAAUUGUGACCUUUUUCAAGAAUAUUAAAUGAAGCACUGCCUUUGUGUUUUUGUCAAAUGA